Fundulus heteroclitus (mummichog) is the source of this 4319-nucleotide messenger RNA. RefSeq names its product peroxisome proliferator-activated receptor delta b (gene ppardb). NCBI's taxonomy places the organism in Eukaryota, Metazoa, Chordata, Actinopteri, Cyprinodontiformes, Fundulidae. The record is from RefSeq and is a predicted model, not a curated record. Gene Ontology annotation, biological process: positive regulation of transcription by RNA polymerase II; regulation of lipid metabolic process; negative regulation of inflammatory response. The transcript is spliced from 8 exons. The coding region runs from base 460 to 1986 and encodes 508 amino acids. Gene Ontology annotation, molecular function: nuclear receptor activity; RNA polymerase II cis-regulatory region sequence-specific DNA binding; zinc ion binding. Gene Ontology annotation, cellular component: nucleus.
GGAGGAGGAGGAGGAGGAGGAGUGAAGCAGGGCAAAGGAAAGCAGAGUAAAGCAAACCUAUGAACGACAGAGGGAGAGGGAGGGGUUACCACUUAACUUUGCUUAUUUACAUAUGAUAUAGUAGUAAACACGGCUUCUUUUUUGUUCCACCGUCACGGUUCAUCCUCCCCAGCUGCAACACCAAGGCCCCGACUCUGCCUAAGUUUGUGUCGGCUAGCUGUCUGACAUUAGCUCCUGCUCAUUAGCCCGCUGGGGGGGGACUUCAGAGACAACUUGUCAGGACAGCCGAUCGAUCCGGGGGGACAGCGCUGCUCCCCCCCUCCCUGCUCCCGUUUCAGCUGCCUCCCGUAGCGGGAACGUCCCCACGAACCAGCGGCAACCACCGUGGGAGAGAAAGUCGAAAGCUGCGAUGGCUACGUGACAAGAGAUGAGCCGCCGAGUCAGCUUCAACAAGGAGCCAUGGAAGGGUUUCAGCAAACGGCCACCGAGCAGCGCGCCAAGGUGAAUGGCUACGGCGAGGCCAAGUCUCCUCAGGACAAGGCUGACGUCCGGUGGACGUCUCCGGAGGUGGAGUCGGCGGGCUCGGACAGCUGCGGCGCCGCCAGCGUGUCGGACCUCCGGGAGGUAAAGACCAGGGAGAGCGAAGACGAGGAGGACGGGGAGGAGAAGGAGAAGGGGGAAGUGGUUUCUUCCAGGCGCCUGAGAGGGGAACAGAGGAAGAGGCAGAAAGAGGGAGAGAGCCAGGAGAGCGGUCACAGGAGCGAGAACAACAGCGCGUCGUCAAGCUACACGGACCUUUCCCAUACGUCUUCGCCGUCGCUGUCGGAGCAGCUUCGUCUCGGCCGGGAAGACAACGCGGGUUCUGGGAUCAGCGUGGAGUGCAAGGUCUGCGGGGACAAGGCGUCUGGCUUCCAUUACGGAGUACAUGCCUGCGAAGGCUGCAAGGGCUUUUUCCGGCGGACCGUGCGGAUGAAGCUGGAGUACGAGCGCUGUGAGCGUUCCUGCAAGAUUCAGAAGAAGAAUCGCAACAAGUGCCAAUAUUGUCGCUUCCAGAAGUGCCUUUCGUUGGGAAUGUCCCAUGAUGCGAUCCGAUACGGACGCAUGCCGGAGGCGGAGAGGAAGAAGCUGGUCGCCGGGCUGCUCGCGGAGGAGCUGAACGUCAGCAAACCGGGCGGCUCCGACCUGAAGACGCUGGCCAAACAAGUGAACACGGCCUACCAGAAGAACCUCAGCAUGACCAAGAAGAGGGCCCGCAGCAUCUUGACUGGAAAAACCAGCAGCACCGCGCCGUUUGUGAUCUACGACGUGGACACGCUCUGGAAAGCAGAGAGCGGGUUGGUGUGGAGCCAGCUGGCUCCAGGAGCGCCUCUGACCAAGGAGAUCGGGGUUCACGUGUUCUACCGCUGUCAGUGCACCACGGUGGAGACUGUGCGAGAGCUUACAGAGUUUGCCAAGAGCAUUCCAGGGUUCGUGGACCUCUUCCUCAAUGACCAGGUGACGUUGCUCAAAUACGGCGUUCACGAGGCUAUUUUUGCCAUGCUGCCCUCUCUUAUGAACAAGGAUGGACUUUUGGUGGCCAAUGGCAAAGGCUUUGUGACAAGAGAGUUUCUACGCAGCUUACGGAAGCCCUUCAGCGAGAUCAUGGAGCCAAAGUUUGAGUUUGCUGUCAAGUUCAACGCUCUGGAGUUGGAUGACAGUGACCUGGCCCUGUUUGUUGCUGCCAUCAUACUCUGUGGAGAUCGUCCUGGGCUAAUGAACGUGAAGCAGGUGGAGCAAAGUCAGGACAGCAUCCUCCAGGCCCUGGACCUUCACCUCCAAGCGAACCACUCUGACUCUCUCUACCUCUUCCCCAAGCUGCUUCAGAAGAUGGCCGAUCUUCGCCAACUGGUUACUGAGAACGCGCAGCUCGUCCAAAAGAUCAAAAAGACUGAGUCGGAGACCUCACUCCACCCUCUACUACAGGAGAUCUACAAAGACAUGUAUUAGAAAGAUCUCCAGCACAGACUGGUUUUUCAAGCAAUACUGUUACAGACAGACCCUUCGGUUAUAUAACAACACACCGCAUUCAGUGAAAGCACUGUUUCCAAUACAUGGGCAUGGAUUUGAGAUCACAGAUGAGGCGGAUUCACUUUGUUAGGGCUAUCACAAUCAGCAAAAGUCCCGCAGUAACAGCGUUGCUCUCACCCGUGCGACGAGCAUCUGGAAUCAUUUGCUGCAAGCCUUAGUUUCCCACAACGGCCACCUGACAGGAAGAGUGAUAUGUUUUCUUAUAGAGGCUGCUCCUGUUUCAUCCUCAUAGCAAAGCUGACCCCAGAGCAGUGUUUUGAGAAAGAGAGAGAGAGAGAGAGUUUCUCCUCGCUCACCUCAGCUCUGCGUUUGGCUGCAAAGGGAAAGCGUUUCAUGUUCCUACACCAGUGGCAUAGUUGAAAUGGAAGAGGGAUAUCAGGGUUUUUUCUUUUUUGAAAGAGUGAUUGUAAUUAUUUUUCAGAAUUGUAUUAAAACUAGAGAUGCACAAAUUGGUGUUUGUUUACAACAUCAUCACCAUCAUCAUAACCCUUCCACCUUGCCAUUUGGUUUGAAGAACACAAACUGGGCUGGCUCCAGCGGUGUAGAGCUCUCUGAGUGCAACUGUCUGUGCAAUACCAUUUUUUUUUUUUUUUAUUUGUUAAUAAAGUUUAAAUCCAGCUUAUUUAGGUUUUGUCUUAAAAGCCAUUGAACCAAGUGAAAAUGGUCAAACUGAGCUAACACUAUAGACAUGUGACUUCCAAAAAGUACCAGGGACAGCGUGCUUUUAUUCAUUCAUGCAGAAAACAACUUGCCAUUGUCGGAUUUUCUGUUAGCGCAUUUCUCUGUGAUUAUGUUACAGAUCAUUUGUUUUUGUUUAUGGCAUUGUAAAAGCAAAUUAUGAAUUAUGCCAUUUCGUGGAUUAGGUAUAUUAUGUAUCCAUGCUUACAUGUUUAGCUUAGGUUUUACCAAAUAUAUUAUCACACAAACCAACAAACUUUUCUUGAACAUGAAAGUUUGAAUUUCAUGGCGCAGGAUGGUUAAUAGGAAACCAGCAUACAGAACCGUUAUUUUGUGACUGGGAGAUUCUAUGAUGAUUCAAUCAUCAAUAUUCAGAAUAUUCUGAACUUUUGUAUUCGAGAUAUACACAAUCCAAAAAUACUGCUCAAAUUGUGUGCGUGUGUGAUUUAUGUUACAGCUUGAUAGUUUUUACCUUAUUUUGGGAGUAUGAUUUCCGCGAUUCACCUUUUAGGAGUCUCUUGUGCUUUUGUCUUUAUCCCCAUCUACCUCCAAAUGUAUGAAUAUUUCACUGUCUUAUCAAAUCUUUGACAUUUAUUUUUGCCUUAAUCCCUAUUAUUAAUGCACCUUGCAAAAUUAUGUAUCAUUGGCUCACGUCAGUGUGCUAUGCAAAGUAAAGGAUGUUGGUUGGGUCUGCACCUCAUGGUAAUUGGAUCUUCUCACAAGAAACUAGCAAUGAGGGGGAAAGAGGGAUUAUUUAAUUUUUCUUUUAAAAUCUAAAUUAUUAAAUUAAAAUACAAUUUGUUACAUUUUUGUGGUCAAAAAUGGAUGAGCAGAGAUAUAAGGUCUAAAUACAUUCUCCUAUUUAAGAUGAGAAAAAAAAAACGAGAAAAACUGGCUCCUUUUGCCAACCUUCACACCUCAAUGUGUGCUGUAUAUGGUGGGGAGGAGCUUUUUCAACAUGACAGCAGUAUGUAUAUAUAUAUAUAUAUAUAUAUAUAUAUAUAUAUAUAUAUAUAUAUAUAUAUAUAUAUAUAGUUUUUCUUAAAUAUGUAUCCUCAUCAAAAUUUGAUACUUCGCUUUCAUAUGUUCUAAAUUUCUGUAUGCUUUUUGGUGAAAACUGAUGUCGCCUUCAGCACCUUCCAAAAUCACAGUACUGAUGUCAUAAAUUUUGGUGCCUGUUUGGGGAUGCUAAAACAUGCGUUUUUUUUUUUUGUUUUUUUUUUUUCACGUUUGUCUUAAACUCCCACAGAAUCUUUCUUGACCACAAAAAGAAAAACAGCACAUCUUAAAAUAAUAACUACGAGAAACAUCUCUUCAGUUGUUGCUUUUUAAUUAAUGGUUUCUUAAAAGAAAAUCCAUUUACCAAAGAACGCACAGAUCUGAUAAAAGCAAGAAAUUACACCAAAAAGUGUAAACAAAAACAAAACAAAAAAAAGCUACCUCUGUAAAUGAUGGGUUGAUUUCUUUUUUUCAGAAGCAUGUGGUAGAACUUGAAAUUAUUUUCUUAUUGUACCAUGUAACGUAUAUACACUUUUAGUUUAGUGAUUUUUCACAUAUAAAACAAAUAACGUUGA